Dicrocoelium dendriticum is the source of this 1898-nucleotide messenger RNA. Lineage: Eukaryota; Metazoa; Platyhelminthes; Trematoda; Plagiorchiida; Dicrocoeliidae. The record is from the annotation of a GenBank genome assembly.
UUUGGAAUGGCUGUUGGACCGGCAAGACGUGAUGAUACAUAGGGUUGGUGACCUAAAACUUUUGGGCAGCGAGGAAGAUUACCAGAAAGUGAUGAUAUUUUUCGCUGAAGUUAUCCAGAUGUUUGGCAAAAGCAUUGAAGUUCGACAACAAGUUAUUGCGACAGCGACUGUAUACUUUAAACGAUUUUACAGUCGUAACUCGCUCAAAACAAUUGAUCCAUGGCUGAUGGCCGUCUCUUGUUUGUUUCUGGCGUCUAAAGUUGAGGAGUUUGGCGUACUUUCCCAGAAGAAUCUCCUCGCAUCUUGCAGAAAUGUAGUACACGCUCACUAUUCCGCUUACUUUCCUGACGGUUUUGGUUACCCAUACCGUGCUCAAGACAUCCUUGAAUGUGAAUUUAUCCUAUUAGAGGCAAUGGACUGCUCGUUAAUCGUUUUCCAUCCUUAUCGCCCGCUGGUGCAGUUUUGCGAGGAGUUGCGACCACAGUUGCACGAGUUAGCCGACUUGUUACUGGAACGUGCUUGGUGGAUUAUUAACGAUAGCUUCCGCACUGAUGUCUGUCUCCAUUACCCCCCUUACAUCAUCGCCUUGGGUUGCUUACAGACGGCGUUCGUUCUUCUGGCUAAUAACACAGAUCUGCUCUCUGGUUCUUCCAACUCUUCCAACGUGACUGGCUCUUCUGGUCGACACACAUAUUUCGCACAUCAGCCACAGCCAUCUGUGAAUCCACUUACUGUGGCUGACCGAUGGUUCAGUGAACUCAAUGUUGACAUGGAUAAGGUACUGGAAGUCACUCGUCAACUACUCAGUCUGUACGAUCUCUGGCGCCGUUUUGACGAAUCUGCUGAAAUGCCCAGCUUACUACUCAAGAAAAUUCCCAAACCCACCGUUCAGCCUCCGCCCACACCUCCAAGCUCAAGUGCUUUUGGGAACACAGCAAAUGCGCCCACGAAUGCAGCAACCGGUGCGGGGGAGCGGUGCUAGUCAGUCAUCGGCUAGUUGUGGGCCUCCUGCUCAUACAUCACUGAUGGGCGGAAGCGGCGGGGCUGCGGGUGGCGGCGGUGGGGGAGCAAGCAACCUAACCGACCCGCAACCGCAGCCUCAUCAUCAUCACACUUCGGCUCAGGCCAACCGCCCGGCUCCCAGUGCUUUGCGCAUUCAUCCCCAACAGCAACAACAGCAGCAGCAGCAACAACAACAACAACAGUCCUCUCAGCAGCAAGGUAUACCACCUUCAGGUGUGCGAUGAUGAAUUGUUGCAUCUGAAACGCCGGCCCUCUCACGUCGUAUUUUCCCACUUGUUUAGAUGAAUUUGCCUCGCGACUUACCUUCGUACCACUAAAUACAAUGUUUGCCUCCGUGUUUACGUAUUUUUGUAUUCGGGUAGGGGCUAACACGCUUUGACACCUUAGCGGUUAUGUUAUGGGCUAACGAAAUUUUAGCAGAUAGUAGAUACUGAACACUUGUGGAGGCUAUCCUUGCCCUGGAUGAUCUGCUCAGAGCUUUAUUUUUAAUGUGAUGCAUGAAAUUCGCUUUUGUGUUUUGCACACGACAUUGACUCCAACCGCAAACUGCCUCAAAUAUUUACAUAUCCGGUAUCAAUAAAUUCACUGCAUGUACUGCGAACUUUCGGUGUCACAUCUUUGUUUUUAAAUUGCUUCAUUUACGGUCAGCAAUCACAUGAGCAUCUUUUCACCGAUUUUCGUGGGCUUGUACUGCAAAUUCCCUUCGGGUACACUCCGUAAGCACUCACCUAUCUACUACUUAUUUCCCGAUGAACGUAUUGUCCCAGUGAUGGCUGUUUGGCAUCUCUUCUCGCCUUAAGCACCGAACUACGACAGCUUGUCAUUCACUAGAAUCAUGCAUCGUUGUUAACAUCACGUAAACGCUUCCUUUCAGU